Messenger RNA from Hemiscyllium ocellatum (epaulette shark), 720 nucleotides. RefSeq lists its product as uncharacterized. The transcript has 6 exons. NCBI's taxonomy places the organism in Eukaryota, Metazoa, Chordata, Chondrichthyes, Orectolobiformes, Hemiscylliidae. Gene Ontology annotation, molecular function: adenine phosphoribosyltransferase activity. The coding region runs from base 88 to 720 and encodes 210 amino acids. The record is from RefSeq and is a predicted model, not a curated record.
AGAUUAGGUUACAACAUUUGACACAGGCAUUACUAAAGUAGUGCCACGGUCCUGGAGCCGAUCAGAUGCCAUUGAUCUUCACCCAACAUGGAUGUACUGAAUAUCCCCACAGAGUGUGAGAAAAGUUGGUAUUUAGCUCUCAUGGCACCCAAUGUAAAGGGCUCACACUAUGCCUGGCUUGAUCCAUCCAGACUCUACUGUAACCAACAGGCCUUUAAAGACUGCGUAGAAGACUUGGUCCAGCCUUUCCAGAAUGACACCAUAGACAUCAUAGCUGGGAUUGAUGCCAUGGGCUUUAUUCUAGGAGCAGCUAUAGCUCACCGUCUUGGAAAAGGGUUUUUAACCAUCCGGAAAGAAGGUCACAGUUGUGUCGAAACCAAGAGAAAAAAUUACUCUGACUACACAGGUCGAGAGAAAGUGAUGGAGAUGCGCACUGAUGUGGUUAAAAAAGAUUUAAGAAUCCUAUUGGUGGACCAGUGGAUUGAGACUGGAGGCACGAUGGAAGCUGCAAUUGCACUCAUUGAGGAACAAGGUGGAACUAUAGCAGGCAUUGCAGCAAUCUGCAUCGAGGACAGCAAAGGAGGCAAACAAAUUAAAGAGAAAUAUAAAUGUUCAACCUGUGUCCCUGAUCACUUGCAGCCACAGUUCAAUAAUAAAUACCUGGAGUCCUUCAAAGCCUUUAAGACAAAGGUUCCAGAUAUGCAAAAUAAAUCUGAGUGA